AUGUUCGAGGCUUAGUUAAUAAUGAUGCACUUCUUAAAGAAGGAACGUGUUGGGCAUUUGCUUUAUACAAUAAAGAACAAACAUUACCUAUUAAGUUAGAAAACAGUGAAUAUCCGGUGCUUAUUACUCAAUUUAAUGAUCUAGGAUCUAGUAGGUUUUAUGAUCCUAGAUCUAAACAAUCAUUUAAGUUUGAUCAUUUAAGAAAAGAGCCAUCAAACUAUGAGAAUUGGGAGCCAGAUUCAGAGACAGAAACUUGGCGUUCAGUAUUUGAAACAGAAUUUACUUCAUAUACGUCAUUACAUUAUAAACAUGGUACAUGCAGUGUAUUUGCAAAACAAGAAGGUUCUUCCACUGUUAUAACAGCUUGCAUUGAGGAUCAUGAAUUCCAAGCAAAAAAUUUUUGGAAUGGUCGUUGGAGGUCUCAGUGGACUCUUACUGUUGGACCAACUAAUAUAGAUGUUUUUGGAUUUUUACGAAUUCAUGUUCAUUAUUAUGAAAACGGUAAUGUUCAACUUGUAGCAUCAAAAGAAAUAAAGGAAUCAAUCGCAUUAACAACUGAAGAGUUAGCUGUUAAAGAAGUUUUGAAAAUAGCAGAAGAUGCGGAAAAUGAGUACCAGAUAGCUAUUACAGAAAAUUAUCAAACUAUGUCAGAAACAACUUUUAAGGCACUCCGUCGCCAGUUGCCAGUCACUAGAACAAAAAUUGAUUGGAAUAAAAUUGUUUCUUAUAGCAUUGCUAAAGAGUUUAAAACUCAAUGACCAAUCAAACAAUUAAUAGUCAUUGUUUUAUUUUCAUGAUGCAAAAGACUUAAUUGGUAAGUCCUUACGCUUGCUGAAAUAUUUAAAUAUUAUGAGAAAAGAAUCAUAAUUUGUUUUAUUAAUUAUAUCUUUCCACCACUGAGUUAGAAAAAAAUUGAACCUUUUAACCAAGGUGUUAGGAAAAAAUUGUACAAAACAAAGUGUGAAAUUGCUCGCUUAGUAUUCAAUAUAGUUUUUCUUUUAUUUGUAAAUUUAUUGAGGUAUAAUUUUUAUUUUUGUAUUUUUAAUUUUUAUUUAUUAAUUUUGUUGAGUGUAAACAAAACUUUAUUAUGAAAUUAAGCUUAGAUUUGGAAAGUAAACAAAUAUAUUCAUUUUUAGUUUAAUACAUUUUAUGCUAAAGUUAAAAGUUCCAAGUGUAUUUUAUUACUUUUUUGGAUUUUAGAACAUAAAAUAAAGUAUAUACCUUCAGUUUUUAAACUUAAAUAAUAAAAAUCCAUAUUUUAUAAUAUUGCAAAUGUUAAUGAAUUUAAAAUUAGGUCAAUUUCAUUAACUAUA
This is a messenger RNA of Acyrthosiphon pisum (pea aphid), 1313 nucleotides long. Its product is annotated as F-actin-capping protein subunit alpha. The transcript is spliced from 5 exons. Gene Ontology annotation, molecular function: actin filament binding. Lineage: Eukaryota; Metazoa; Arthropoda; Insecta; Hemiptera; Aphididae. Gene Ontology annotation, biological process: actin cytoskeleton organization; barbed-end actin filament capping. The record is from RefSeq and is a predicted model, not a curated record. The annotation marks the transcript as partial. Gene Ontology annotation, cellular component: F-actin capping protein complex; cortical cytoskeleton.